Penicillium brevicompactum is the source of this 1434-nucleotide messenger RNA. RefSeq names its product pepsin-like aspartic protease. Lineage: Eukaryota; Fungi; Ascomycota; Eurotiomycetes; Eurotiales; Aspergillaceae. Gene Ontology annotation, molecular function: aspartic-type endopeptidase activity. The transcript is spliced from 3 exons. The record is from RefSeq and is a predicted model, not a curated record. Bases 1 to 1434 code for a protein of 477 amino acids. Gene Ontology annotation, biological process: proteolysis.
AUGAGGAAUGCGUGGUUCCUAUUGGCUGCGGUGCCUGUUUGGGGUAUCACUCUUCACCAACGAGAGAACCCGGCGGUGGUGCAGAUGGACAUCCAGCGAAAAGACGUUGCCGAUCCUGUCGCCAGAGACCAAGCCCGGAGAAAGCGGUCGACAAUCAGCCAAACCCUGGAUAACGAGGAAACUCUGUAUCUUGCGAACAUCACCUUGGGCACUCCCGAGCAAAACUUCCGCCUCGUGAUCGACACGGGAAGUAGUGAUCUAUGGACCAACACGCCCAAUUCCACCUUCUGCGAGAACAAACAAAAUGGGUGUAGUACCUCGGGAACUUACGACGCAACCUCUUCCUCCUCAUACUCCUACGUGAACUCCGACUUCAACAUCACCUACGCCGAUGGGACCGGGGCUGCAGGUGACUACGUCACCGAUACCCUCACCAUUGGGGGUACAUCCAUUAAGGACUUCCAGUUUGGAAUUGGGUUUACAUCUGCAUCUGCCGAGGGUGUGCUUGGGAUAGGAUAUACCGCAAAUGAAGUCCAGGUCGGCACCAAUGGCGACUCGGCAUAUGCCAAUCUGCCCAAGGCUAUGGUCAACAAAGGAUUGAUUCAAUCAAAUGCUUACAGUCUUUGGCUCAACGACCUGGAUGCCAACACUGGAUCGAUUCUCUUCGGCGGAGUCAACACCAAGAAAUAUCAUGGCACCCUGCAAACUGUGCCAAUUCAAAAGGUCCGCAACCAGUAUGCGGAGUUUAUCAUCGCCCUCACGGAAAUUGCCGUUAGCAACUCCUCCGGCACUCACUCCUACUCAUCGAGUGCCAUCCCCGCGGGAGUUCUCCUUGACUCGGGAAGCUCCCUGACUUACCUCCCAGACGCCAUUGUCAACGAUAUUUACAAUGAUCUCGACGUCACCUACGAAUCUCAAAGUGGCAUUGGCUACGUUGAAUGCAGCUUGGCAUCCAAAGAUGUCAACAUCAGUUACACAUUCUCAUCACCCACCAUCAACGUCGGCCUCAACGAAUUGAUCAUCGAUGUCGGCGAUCUCUACUUCCGCAAUGGCAAGAGAGCCUGCGUCUUUGGAAUCGUGCCCGCAGGAAGCAGUACCUCCGUCCUGGGUGAUACCUUCCUCCGCAGCGCCUACGUUGUCUAUGAUCUCGCCAACAAUGAGAUCUCCCUCGCCAACACCAAUUUCAACUCCACUGAGAACGAUGUCUCCGAAAUUGGCACGGGCACUGACUCUGUGCCCGGCGCCACCGCUGUCUCCAACCCUGUGACGACAGCCCCCGUGGGCGGGACCGCUGCUCGCAUCGGAGGCAUCGGAGGAUCCGGCGUUUAUAGUUCCAUCUCUGCGACUGGCAACAUGGGUAUGCCCAAGGCGACCGCCAUGCCCCGGCACCUGGCUCUUGGCCUUGCUGGAGCCGGAGCCCUCUGGGCCCUGUGA